This is a messenger RNA of Oryctolagus cuniculus (rabbit), 2831 nucleotides long. RefSeq lists its product as uncharacterized. The record is from RefSeq and is a predicted model, not a curated record. Gene Ontology annotation, cellular component: mitochondrion. NCBI's taxonomy places the organism in Eukaryota, Metazoa, Chordata, Mammalia, Lagomorpha, Leporidae. Gene Ontology annotation, biological process: release of cytochrome c from mitochondria; apoptotic process; positive regulation of apoptotic process.
UCCUCUCCGGAUCCCCAGGGCCGCCGGUGCGGUGCGUGCGCUCACAGUUCCGCUCUCCUCGCGCGCCCUAGCGCCAAUCCCCGCGCUCGUCGCGCGCCCUAGCGCCGGAUCCUAAAAGAGUCCCCGGCACCAGCAGAGCACUUCUCAGCGGUCCUCUUGACCAUGCCCGGGAAGAGGGCGCGCAAGAGAUCUCAAUCGAGUCCGAAGCGAGCGCCAGCAGAGCUGGAAGGUGGCUGUGGCGCUCAGCUCCCCGGAACGGGACUGCCCCUCCCCGUAUCUGCGGAGUUUUCAGCUGUGGCCCUGGCGGAGAAGUCUGGGAAGAAGGCACAGAAGAAUGCCCAGCCAAGGCCGGCGCGCCCUCUGUCGGAGCUGGAAGUCGAAUGUGCCACUCAACUCAGGAUCAUCGGAGAUAAACUGGAUUUGCGCAGAAAACUACUGAAUCUCAUAUCUAAGUUCUUCAACUUCGUCCCCUGACAUUUUUCUGUGCUAUUUGCUGGACAGACAACUUUUUUUUAAAAAAUACCAUUUCCCCAUCUUGUGCAAGUUUCAUCACUUAUAGGAGACUGCAUUAUCACUGAGAAGACUGUGGAUGAUCAUUUGUGAGCUUUGAGAUGCAUUUGGAAAAGGAUAUGGAAGGACUGGCUGCCGCCACCUGCACUGUUGGCUCCCUAUGUGGGUACCAAUUUGAGUCCUGGCUGCUCCACUUCCAAUCCAGCUCUCUGCUGAUGUGCCUGGGAGAGCAGCAAGUCCCUGGGCCCCUGUACCUACGUGGGAGACCUGGAAGAAGACCCUGGCUCCUGGCUUCAGAUCAGCCCAGCUCUGGACAUUGUGGCCAUUUGGGGAGUGAACCAGCAGAUGUACCCAUGUGGGAGACCCAGAAGAAGCUCCUGGCUCUUGACUCCUGGCUUCUGAUCAGCCCAGCUAUGGGCCAUUUGGAGAGUGAACCAGCAGAUGGAAGAUUCUGUCUUGUCUCUGUCUCUCUCUUUCUCUCUAUAAUUCUGCCUCUCAAAUAAAUGAUCUUAAGAAUAAAAAGAAAAGAAAAAGAGGUGGAAAAUGUUAUAAAGAGUUUCGGGUAGACAUUUCUGAGAAACCAUUUUUGGAAAUGUGAGAACGUAAACCAGUUGUUGAAAGGAAGAAUGUCAGAGCCUUGAUAGUAGGAGGGUAACUACUGCUGCAUUUCUUUUGUUUAGAAAAUUGUUCUAGCGGCUUUUUUCUUGUUGGUGGUAUCUCCAGUGUUUUUGCUGAAGGUUGCUGCCCAGCCUGGCCUGAGAGCAGCUGAGAGAUGACUGACAGGGCAGGAGAGAGAGUGCAGUGUCUUUGCUUUGUCUAGCACAAUGUGUAUUUCUUGAUGUUUAUAUAUUAUCUAGAUACAAAGAAAAAUUUCAUUCUCAGAACACUGAAUAUCAUAGUGAAUGCUGAUUUCCUACGUCACUACAGAAGGUAAAAUAAUUUGAUAAUUCAUUUGUUUUGACUUAAAUCGAUUUGUUCCUGUUCCGAUGACUUUUCACUAAAUGUGUUCCAGUGGGGAUUCAUAGAAAGUAUGGAAAACUGGAAAAUAACUUUGAAAAGAAUUGAAAACAAGUACACAAGAGUUACCUCUUAGCAGUAGAACUCUUACAAAUUUAAUAUUAAAUGAUAAAGAGUAGGAUUUGUUUUUUAUAAUCAGCGAUAAUAGGAACAGGACUCAAUCCUAAGUAAUUUAAUUGAGAUUUAGUAAAACAAGUACUCAGUUAUAAAAAUCUGUAAAAUGCAUUUUGCCACCUGGCUAUGCUAUGAAAACUGAUCUUUCAGGAGAAAUUAUGAAUAUUUUCACAAUUGCAAUAUAAUGUUCUUUAAAAGGGAAAAGAUUGGAGCUGCUAAGGUGGUCCAGCGGGUUAAGCUAGUGCCUGCAAUGCCUGCAUCCUAUAUGGGUGCUGAUAUGAAUUCCAGUGGCUCUACUUCCAAUCUAGCUCUCUGCUAAUGUGCCUGUGAAAGCAUUGGAAGGUAGCCCAAAUACUUGGGCCAAUGCACCCAUGUUGGAGACCCGGAUGGAGUUUCAGGCUCCUGGCUGGGGCCUGGCCCAGCCCUAGCCACUGUGGUCAUUUGGGGAGUGAAAAGGCAGAUGGAAGAUUCUGUGAGUGUGUCUUUCUUUUUCUCUGGUUCCUUCCUUCCCUUCCUCCCAUCCUUUGUGUGGGCUUUACUCUUCCUUUAAUUCUGCCUUUCAAAUAAAUAAAUCUUAUAAAACAAAUAGAAGUCAUGCAGCUGCCUUGGCCCACUCUGCAUCUGGCCUCCUGCCCCUCUCUCCUUCUUUCCCCCAGCAGGUGGAAUUUCCCAUCCCCUAAAAGCCACAGUGUACCUAAUGUUUGUAUCUACCUGUUGGCUGCACACACAAACACCCUACAUCAGUCUCAAAACUAAGCUGUUUGAAGUCAAGAGUGGUUUAUUCCAUGCUUAUAGACCUGUCUAUACCUUCUGCAGGGCCCUGAAAGAAAUACACAUUUGCUAGUUUGUGGCCAUUGCAUGAUUUAAGACAAACAAUGUCUAUUCCGUGCAGAUAAUGCAGGUGAGAAAGGCAAGCAGCAGGUUGUGUUCUGGGGAACAGGAGCUGCCAGGGCUGUGGAGGAGGGGCUUGACCACAUCUGAACUACUCUGCACAUCUGCACAGUGGACCCCAGGUUGUCAGGCCCUAGGACUUGCCCAGAACAGUGAACUCAAGGCUUCUAAUGCAGGCUUCUCGAUUUUUCCACCGUUGGUAACCCAUCAGAGGUUCACAAACCUGCUGCAGACCAACGCUGUGCCCCAACGGGAAGCACAGCCUGAACUGCACAGGUCAACAGAAGACCAUGCGCUGU